AUGUCGAAACAAGACCCUCGAACACCUGCUGCAUUAUUGAGGCUCUUGUUUAAUGACUGUAAAGUUAUGGGUUGUGAUGCUUCGAUCCUUCUGGAUGUUUACGAGAGAAGCAAAUCGGAAAUGGGGUCAUUUAGUAAUUUCGGAAUCAAGAAAAGGGAGUUGAUAGGGCAAAUAAAAUCGAUGGUGGAUAAAGUUUGUCCGAACCAAGUUUCGUGUGCAGAUAUUUUAGUGCUGGCAGCUCGAGAAGCUGUGGCGGUUUCUCAAGGGCCGAAAAUUCGGGUCCCACUUGGUCGCCGAGAUUCAUCCGUUGCGUACACUAAUUACGAUGCAGAUUUUAACCUCCCUCCGGCCGAUACGUUCAUCAGAAAAUCGUUGGGGUUUUUAGAAAACUUGAAUGUGGGAUUGACCAUCGAAGAACAAAUUGCACUCUUAGGUGCUCAUACUCUUGGAACUUCUCAUUGUGCCACUAUACAAUAUCGUUUCGACGCUCCGUGGAUUAUAAAUACGGACAAAGAAUUCUAUGAGAAAUUGCAAAAGAUUUGUCCGAAAGGAGCAGCAUCUAAUUUUAAUACAUCGUUACCUAACGAUCGCACACCGUACGUAUUCGACGCAGAUAUAUAUGUGGAAUCAUUACGUGGGAGGGCGCUAUUAGUGACCGAUGUAGAUCUAUCGGAUGAUGCUCUCACUGCUGAAAUCGCCCCGAAAUUUAUUUUCAACAAAGAUUUGUUUUUCAAGACAUUUUCAUCUGCAUUUGUUAAACUUUCAACCGCAGACGUUUUAACGGGAAACGAUGGCGAAAUCCGAAGACAGUGUGAUAAGUUGAAUGGAAUUUAA
Erythranthe guttata (spotted monkey flower) is the source of this 834-nucleotide messenger RNA. RefSeq names its product peroxidase 29. Gene Ontology annotation, biological process: hydrogen peroxide catabolic process; response to oxidative stress. The record is from RefSeq and is a predicted model, not a curated record. Gene Ontology annotation, molecular function: peroxidase activity; heme binding. Lineage: Eukaryota; Viridiplantae; Streptophyta; Magnoliopsida; Lamiales; Phrymaceae.